AAUAACUGCACGUGACGUGGACAGUUUACCGUGUCCGGAAGUGUCGUGGCAACACGGGCAGCUUGGGUGUUUGAUUUUCUUUAUCCUGUCAUUGCGGAUUUUCUCAGUUAUUGCGGCCACUUCAGACUCAUAACUUUUCAUUAUCUUUUUCUGACCGCGAGUCCACAUGCGCCUGGGUCACGUGAACCGUACACCGAGGACGUGACGCCACUGGAAACUUUGGGGGAAAAGUGGCUAGCUAGCCGGCUAAUACGCUAACAAGGCUACCAGCUGAUUGUAGUUUACACAUCAGACACUGACGGGAGGAUGAAUAGGACGCAGAAGAAGCCCGUUUAUUUUCUCCGGCAGUGAACAGACAGUAGUUUAAGCUGACUCUCCCGCCAGCAGCGAUGUAAACGAUGCACAAGUAACAGAUGUAACUGUCGGUGGAGUGGAGCUGGUGGUUUGGGGAGCUUGAAAAUGGAAGAAAAAUACAGCAGCAACGUGCUCUCAGGGGGUCAGCUGGGGAUGGUCGAAGUGCCCGAUUCCAGGUUAACCAGGUACAUUGUUCUGCUGGUCAUCUCGAAGGUCCUCAAAGCUCUUGGGAUCUUUGAGUCAUACGAUAUCCUCAAAGUGGUUCACAUAGUUCAGUUCAUCUUCAUACUGAAAUUAGGGAGUGCAGUGUUUCUGCUUUUUUUCCAAAAACCUUUUUCAUCUGGAAAAGUCAUCUCAAAAAGACAGUGGAUAAAGUUGUUAAAGCAUGCUGUUUUCAGCUGUGUCAUAUCCCUCCUGGGCUUCUUCGGCCUAACUCUUUGUGGACCUCUUAGAACGUUGUUGCUGUUUGAGCACAGUGACGUGGUGGUCAUUGCUCUUCUUGGUGUCCUCUUCACAAACUCAGGAGGAGGGCCAUCAAAGACUAGAGGUGCUGCUUUCUUCAUCAUCGCUGUGAUCUGCCUGCUCCUCUUUGACAACGAUGAUCUCAUGGCAAAGAUGGCCGAGCACCCUGAGGGACACCAUGACAGCGCUCUCACCCACUUCCUGUACACUGUGAUUUCAUUUUUAGGGGUAGCAGAUCACAAAGGUGGUGUUGUGCUGCUGGUGGCCUCCCUGUGUCUGAAGGUCGGCUUCCACACGGUCUCCAGGAAGUUGUCGGUGGAGAUUGGCGGUGCCAAACGUCUCUAUGCCCUCGACAACCUGGUUUCUGCCUUGGUGCUGCUGCCCUGGGUUAUAGUACUCUCUGCGACCACAGAAAGCAAAGUGGAGUCGUGGUCCUCUCUCGUCCUGCCUUUCGGGAUGAUCAUCUUCUCCGUCAUGAUCCUGGAGUUUUACGUUGAGGCCAUCUGCAGCGCCAAGAUGGAGAUGCCGAGGUGCGCCCGUUAUGGCGCCUUGGCCCUCUUCUUCAGCGCAUUGCUGCUGGCCAACUUCUGGACUCACCCGCUGACUGACCAGCUGCGCUCCAUGAGCAAACCAGCGCACUACGGCAGCACAGAGCACGUGCUUUCCGGUGGAGUGCUGGUUAGCGCCAUCUUCUUCAUUAUGUCGUCCAAUAUUCUCUCAUCUCCUUCAAAGAAAGGUCAGAAGGGCACCUUGGUGGGUUACUCCCCUGAAGGGACACCUCUCUACAAUUUCAUGGGUGACGCCCUGCAGCACACAUCCCAGUCCCUUCCACGAUUCAUCAAAGACUCCCUGAAACAGAUCCUGGAGGAGUAUGACUCCAGACAGAUCUUCUACUUCCUGUGUCUCAACCUGGCUUUCACCUUUGUGGAACUGUUUUAUGGCGUUUGGACCAACAGCCUGGGACUCAUCUCUGAUGGUUUCCACAUGCUGUUCGACUGCUCUGCUUUAGUUCUGGGCCUGUUUGCUGCCCUCAUGACCCGCUGGAAAGCCACCAGGAUCUUCUCCUACGGGUACGGUCGUGUUGAAAUUCUUUCCGGAUUCAUCAACGGCUUGUUCCUGAUGGUCAUUGCUUUCUUUGUCUUUGUGGAGUCGGUCACCCGUUUGUUGGAUCCUCCCAACAUAAACACAGACAUGCUGACGCCCGUGUCUGUUGGAGGCUUACUCGUCAACCUGGUGGGCAUCUGCGCUUUCAGUCACGCUCAUUCCCAUGGCGGCAAAAGCUGCUCAUCACAUGACCACGGGCACUCACAUCAUGGCCACUCCCACAGUGAGCACAGCCACGGUGGUCACGGGCACUCGCACGGAGGCCACGGGCACUCACACGGAGGUCACGGGCACUCACACGGAGGCCACGGGCAUGGCGGCCACGGGCACUCCCACGGCUCUGGAGGCAUGAAUGCCAACAUGAGAGGUGUCUUUCUCCAUGUCUUGGCCGACACUUUGGGCAGCGUUGGCGUGAUCAUCUCCACCAUCCUCAUCCGGCAGUUCGGCUGGUUGAUCGCUGACCCCAUAUGCUCGCUCUUCAUUGCCACUCUCAUUUUCCUCAGUGUCAUCCCUCUGCUGAAGGACUCCUGCGAGGUUCUGCUUCUGCGAACUCCCCCAGAGCACGAGAAGGACCUGAACAAUGCGCUGGAAAAGAUUGAGAAAAUUGAAGGAGUUUUAUCGUACAGAGACCCUCAUUUCUGGAGGCAUUCAGCCAACAUGAUCGCCGGGACCAUCCACCUCCAGGUCAUGUCUGACGUGGUGGAGCAGAGGAUCAUUCAGCAGGUGACCGCCAUUUUGAAAGAAGCCGGCGUGAACAAUUUGUCGGUGCAGGUGGAGAAGGAGGCGUACUUCCAGCACAUGUCAGGACUCAGCACCGGGUUUCACGAAGUUCUGGCGAUGACGCAGCAGAUGGAGUCCAUGAAGUACCUGAACGACGGGACGUGCAUCAUGUAGACCAAAAGAAACGCUUACAAGUCCGUUUUCAUUGAUAUGUACAGUGUACGUAUGUGGUUUAAAUAAAUCUGAAUAUAUUGGUUUUA
Oreochromis niloticus (Nile tilapia) is the source of this 2900-nucleotide messenger RNA. RefSeq names its product solute carrier family 30 member 5 (gene slc30a5). Lineage: Eukaryota; Metazoa; Chordata; Actinopteri; Cichliformes; Cichlidae. Gene Ontology annotation, molecular function: zinc ion transmembrane transporter activity. Bases 460 to 2814 code for a protein of 784 amino acids. The transcript is spliced from 16 exons. The record is from RefSeq and is a predicted model, not a curated record. Gene Ontology annotation, biological process: intracellular zinc ion homeostasis; zinc ion import into Golgi lumen. Gene Ontology annotation, cellular component: membrane; cytoplasmic vesicle; Golgi apparatus.